UAUUUUCAACUUUUUAUGAUCCCAGCAUAUGGCCUCAUCAAGCUCAGCAUCAUACUGCUCUACCGGCGGAUUUUUCUCGUUCACAAAAAUUCGAAAUUGGGCUGGACGUUCCAUGGGUUCGUUACUCUGACCGUGGUUUGGACCCUGGCGUUCUUCCUACUCUUUUUGUUUGGAUGCAGAGAGAAAAUCUACCUUCAUUGGGCGCCGCUCGAGGAGGUCAAAAACCAGUGCGGCAACCCGCUCACGGCGGAAUCAGCCCUCGUCAUCUCGGACCUCAUCAUGGAUUUGAUGAUCCUGUUUCUACCCCUGCCAAUUGUUCGUAUCACAUAAUCGUCCAAUAUCAACAUUAUAUGACGCAGUUUGAUUGACGGAUCCCGCUCAGAUUUGGGGGCUGC
Messenger RNA from Aspergillus heteromorphus CBS 117.55, 395 nucleotides. RefSeq lists its product as uncharacterized. The transcript has a single exon. The record is from RefSeq and is a predicted model, not a curated record. Bases 16 to 330 code for a protein of 104 amino acids. Lineage: Eukaryota; Fungi; Ascomycota; Eurotiomycetes; Eurotiales; Aspergillaceae.